Mixia osmundae IAM 14324 is the source of this 828-nucleotide messenger RNA. RefSeq lists its product as uncharacterized. The record is from RefSeq and is a predicted model, not a curated record. Bases 1 to 828 code for a protein of 275 amino acids. Lineage: Eukaryota; Fungi; Basidiomycota; Mixiomycetes; Mixiales; Mixiaceae. The transcript is spliced from 3 exons.
AUGCCUCGCACGCUGAGAUCGACCUCAAGCGCACGCAGCAAGGCAGAGACGGCGCCUAAGCAUCUCAAGUUCACUGACGAUGACGGCAGCCCGGUUGCGUCCACUUCACUGCAGACCCAGGAAAGACUUUCCAGUCUCAACGAUGCUGCUCCUGAUAUCUCGGACGACGACGACGACGAAGAUGCUCCGCCCGAGACUGUCUUCUCUGCUCGCAACCGGUCUAUAGAAGAAGCUCGUGCAGAGGCAGACGCUGCUGCCUCGGCGCUAGCAAAGGAACAGCGAAAGGAGGCCAACAGGGCUCGUGAUGCUCGCCUGAAGCAAGCCGCAGCGGCGUCGAAAAAGCGCAGGCUAGUCACGCAGGAUGUCGACGCAGUGUCCACGAAGGCUUCUCGGUCUCGCAAGUCCGAACAGCUCGAUCCCAGCCUGUUUGCGGCUGCUGCAAAAGCGCACGAAGCCGCGCGGCAAUCAAAGCAAGCGAUACAGGCCAAGCAGCGGCGUCAGCAGAAGAUCAAAGCCGUCGACCGGAAACCACAGCCUCCCCUGCUUCGACCCGAUGCGCGCCAAGUCGGCGAUAUCCGCGUUCAGCACUUGCCAGAUGACCCGAGUCUCAACAGACCGCUCGCGGGCAGCUCGCUGCCGCCGAAACAAGCAGAAAACUUCGUCCGCAACCGGCUCUUCUCGCGCAAAUCCUUGCUCUCCAGUCGCGCAAAGACAAGCGCGUCCAAGUCGGCUCGAGUUGGCGGAACUGGCCGUCAACGGAAGCAUGCACACAUUGCAAUCUCUAGAGGCACACGAGGUCCAGCUCGGCAAUUUGCCCGUGUCGUAUGA